Molecule: messenger RNA, 10316 nt
Organism: Manis pentadactyla (Chinese pangolin)
Lineage: Eukaryota; Metazoa; Chordata; Mammalia; Pholidota; Manidae
Gene: ABCA1
Product: ATP binding cassette subfamily A member 1
Exons: 50
Coding region: 292-7092 (2266 amino acids)
Biological process (GO): phospholipid efflux; transmembrane transport
Cellular component (GO): membrane; intracellular membrane-bounded organelle
Molecular function (GO): phosphatidylserine floppase activity; ATP binding; phosphatidylcholine floppase activity
Source: RefSeq, a predicted model, not a curated record
GGGGGAGAGAGAGUGGUACAGGGACCUACACCUCUCUCCGGGCGCAGGUGGGCAGAGCAGGGAGGGGGGCGCCUCAGGACCAGCGCCCUUAUAGCCAAUUUCUGGGGGCGGUUAGCUCCUUUUUUCCCCCCCUUUUUCCGAAGGGUUCUUCAAGGGGUGCGGGAAAGAGACGCAAACACAAAAGUGGAAAACAGUUAAUGACCAGCCACAGCGUCCCUGCUGUGAGCUCCAGCCUCUGCCUCUCGGGCUCCGAGCCACACUCGGGCUGCUGUGGGUGCCAGCUGGAGUAACAUGGCUUAUUGGCCUCAGCUGAGGUUGCUGUUAUGGAAGAACAUUACUUUCAGAAGAAGACAAACAUUUCAGCUGUUGCUGGAGGUGGCCUGGCCAUUAUUUAUCUUCCUGAUCUUGAUCUCAGUUCGGCUGAACUACCCACCCUAUGAACAACAUGAAUGCCAUUUCCCAAACAAAGCCAUGCCCUCUGCAGGAACACUUCCUUGGAUUCAGGGGAUUAUCUGUAAUGCCAAUAACCCCUGUUUCCGUUAUCCAACUCCUGGUGAGGCUCCUGGGGUUAUUGGAAACUUUAACAAAUCCAUUGUGUCUCGCCUGUUCUCAGAUGCUCAGCGGCUUCUUUUAUAUAGCCAGAAAGACACCAGCAUGAAGGACAUACACAAAGUUCUGAGAACCCUGCGGCAGAUUGAAAGUUCCAGCUCAAGCUUGAAACUUCAGGAUUUCUUGGGGGACAAUGAAACCUUCUCUGGAUUCCUGAAUCACAACCUCUCUCUGCCAAGGCCUACUGUGGACAAUAUCCUGGAGGCUAAUGUCAGUCUCCACAAGAUAUUUUUACAAGGCUACCAGUUACAUUUGACCAAUCUGUGUAGUGCAUCAAAACUAGAAGAGAUGAUUCAGCUUAGUGACCAAGAAGUUUUCAAGCUUUGCAGCCUGCCAAGGGAGAAAUUGGAUGCAGCAGAGCAAGUACUUCAUUCCAACAUGGACAUCCUGAAGCCCAUCAUGACAGAACUAAACUCUACAUCUGCCUUCCUGAGUAAGGAACUGUCUGAAGCCACAAGAACUUUGCUGGAUAGUCUGGGGUCACUGACCCAAGAGCUGUUCAGCAUGAGGAGCUGGAGUGACAUGCGGCAGGAGGUGAUCUUUCUGACCAACGUGAACAGCUCUAGCUCCUCCACCCAGAUAUACCAGGCUGUGUCCCGCAUUGUCUGUGGCCAUCCCGAGGGUGGGGGCCUGAAGAUCAAAUCUCUCAACUGGUAUGAGGACAACAACUACAAAGCCCUCUUUGGAGGCAACACCACUGAAGAAGAUGCUGACACAUUCUAUGACAAUUCUACAACUCCAUACUGCAACGAUUUGAUGAAAAAUUUGGAGUCCAGUCCUCUUUCCCGCAUCAUAUGGAAAGCUCUCAAGCCUCUGCUUGUUGGGAAGAUACUGUAUACACCUGACACUCCUGCCACAAGACAGGUGAUGGCUGAGGUGAAUAAGACCUUCCAGGAACUGGCUGUGUUUCAUGAUCUGGAAGGGAUGUGGGAAGAGCUCAGCCCCAAGAUCUGGACCUUCAUGGAGAGCAGCUCAGAAAUGGACCUUGUUCGGAUGCUGUUGGACAGCCGCAGCAGUGACCACUUUUGGGAACAGCAAUUGGAUGGCUUAGGUUGGACAGCCAAAGAUAUUGUGGCAUUUCUGGCCAAGCACCCAGAGGAUGUCCGGUCUACAAAUGGCUCUGUGUAUACCUGGAGAGAAGCCUUCAAUGAGACCAGCCAGGCAAUCCAGACCAUAUCUCGCUUCAUGGAGUGUGUCAACCUGAACAAGCUUGAACCGGUAGCAACAGAAGUUCGGCUCAUCAACAAGUCCAUGGAGCUGCUGGAUGAGAGAAAGUUCUGGGCUGGUAUAGUGUUCACUGGAAUUACUCCUGGCAGUGUUGAGCUGCCCUCUCAUGUCAAGUACAAGAUCCGAAUGGACAUUGACAAUGUGGAGAGGACAAAUAAAAUCAAGGAUGGGUACUGGGACCCAGGUCCUCGGGCUGACCCCUUUGAGGAUUUGCGUUAUGUCUGGGGGGGCUUCACCUACUUGCAGGAUGUAGUGGAGCAGGCCAUCAUCAGGGUGCUGACGGGCAUCGAGAAGAAAACUGGUGUCUAUGUGCAACAGAUGCCCUACCCCUGUUAUGUCGAUGACAUCUUCCUGCGGGUGAUGAGCCGAUCAAUGCCUCUUUUCAUGACGUUGGCCUGGAUUUACUCUGUGGCUGUGAUCAUCAAGGGCAUCGUGUAUGAGAAGGAGGCGAGGCUGAAGGAGACCAUGCGCAUCAUGGGCCUGGACAACGGCAUCCUCUGGUUUAGCUGGUUCAUCAGUAGCCUCAUCCCCCUGCUGAUGAGCGCCGGCCUGCUGGUGGUCAUCCUGAAAUUAGGAAACCUGCUGCCCUACAGUGACCCCAGCGUGGUGUUUGUCUUUCUGUCCGUGUUUGCUGUGGUGACCAUCCUACAGUGCUUUCUGAUCAGCACCCUCUUCUCCAGAGCCAACCUGGCAGCAGCCUGUGGAGGCAUUAUCUACUUCACACUGUACCUGCCCUAUGUCCUGUGCGUGGCUUGGCAAGAUCAUGUGGGCUUCACACUCAAGGUCUUUGCUAGCCUGCUGUCUCCUGUGGCUUUUGGGUUUGGCUGUGAAUACUUUGCCCUUUUUGAGGAGCAGGGCAUUGGGGUACAGUGGGACAACCUCUUUGAAAGCCCUGUGGAGGAAGAUGGCUUCAACCUCACCACCUCCGUCUCUAUGAUGCUGUUUGAUGCCUUCGUCUAUGGGGUGAUGACGUGGUACAUCGAGGCUGUGUUUCCAGGCCAGUAUGGAAUUCCCAGACACUGGUGUUUCCCUUGCACCAGGUCCUAUUGGUUCGGGGAGGAAAGUGAUGAGAAGAGUCACCCUGGUUCCAGCCAGAAGGGAAUAUCAGAAAUCUGCAUGGAGGAGGAGCCCACACACCUGAAGCUGGGUGUGUCUAUUCAGAACCUGAUGAAGGUUUACCGAGAUGGCAUGAAGGUGGCAGUUGAUGGCCUGGCUCUGAACUUCUAUGAAGGCCAGAUCACCUCCUUCCUGGGCCACAAUGGAGCUGGGAAGACCACCACCAUGUCAAUUCUGACUGGCUUGUUUCCUCCCACCUCGGGCACUGCCUACAUUCUGGGGAAAGACAUUCGCUCUGAGAUGAGCGCCAUCCGGCAGAACCUGGGAGUCUGUCCCCAGCAUAAUGUGCUGUUUGACAUGCUGACUGUUGAAGAACACAUCUGGUUCUAUGCCCGCCUAAAAGGGCUCUCAGAGAAGCAUGUAAAAGCAGAGAUGGAGCAGAUGGCCCUGGAUGUUGGUUUGCCACCCAGCAAACUGAAAAGCAAAACAAGUCAGCUGUCUGGUGGAAUGAAGAGAAAGCUGUCUGUGGCCUUGGCCUUUGUUGGGGGAUCCAAGGUUGUCAUUCUGGAUGAGCCUACAGCUGGCGUGGACCCUUACUCCCGCAGGGGAAUAUGGGAGCUGCUACUGAAAUACCGACAAGGCCGCACCAUUAUUCUCUCCACACACCACAUGGAUGAAGCGGACAUCCUGGGGGACAGGAUUGCCAUCAUUUCCCAUGGGAGGCUGUGCUGUGUGGGCUCCUCCCUGUUUCUGAAGAACCAGCUGGGAACAGGCUACUACCUGACUCUGGUGAAGAAGGAUGUAGAAUCCUCCCUCAGUUCCUGCAGAAAUAGCAGUAGCACUGUGUCUUAUCUGAAAAAGGAGGACAGUGUUUCUCAGAGCAGUUCUGAUGCUGGCCUGGGCAGCGACCAUGAAAGUGACACUCUGACCAUCGAUGUCUCUGCCAUCUCUAACCUCAUCAGGAAGCAUGUGGCCGAGGCCCGGCUGGUAGAAGACAUUGGACAUGAACUGACCUAUGUGUUGCCCUAUGAAGCUGCCAAAGAGGGAGCCUUUGUGGAGCUCUUCCAUGAGAUUGAUGACCGGCUGUCUGACCUGGGUAUCUCUAGUUAUGGCAUCUCUGAGACUACCCUGGAAGAAAUAUUUCUCAAAGUUGCUGAAGAGCGUGGAGUAGAUGCUGAGACCUCAGAUGGCACUUUGCCAGCCAGACGAAACAGACGGGCCUUUGGGGACAAGCAGAGCUGUCUUCGCCCAUUCACUGAAGAUGAUGCCAUUGAUCCGAAUGAUUCCGACAUAGACCCAGGUCUGUUUGGGCAAGAAUCCAGAGAAACAGACCUGCUCAGUGGGAUGGAUGGCAAAGGUUCCUACCAAGUGAAGGGCUGGAAGCUCACACAGCAACAGUUUGUGGCCCUUUUGUGGAAGAGGCUGCUGAUUGCCAGGCGGAGUCGGAAGGGAUUCUUUGCUCAGAUUGUCCUGCCAGCCAUGUUUGUCUGCAUUGCAUUGGUGUUCAGCUUGAUUGUGCCACCCUUCGGCAAGUACCCCAGCCUGGAACUUCAGCCCUGGAUGUACAAUGAACAGUACACAUUUGUCAGUAAUGAUGCUCCUGAGGAUGUGGGCACCCAGGAACUUUUGAAUGCCCUCACUAAAGACCCUGGCUUCGGGACCCGAUGUAUGGAAGGAAACCCAAUCCCAGACAUGCCCUGCUUAGUGGGGGAGGAGGAAUGGACCACUGCCCCAGUUCCACAUACCAUCACGGACCUGUUCCAAAAUGGGAACUGGACAAUGGAGAACCCCUCACCUACCUGCCAGUGCAGCAGUGACAAAAUCAAGAAGAUGCUGCCCGUGUGUCCACUGGGGGCAGGGGGUCUGCCUCCUCCACAAAGAAAACAGAAAACUGUGGACAUCCUUCAGAACCUGACAGGAAGAAACAUUUCAGAUUAUCUGGUGAAGACUUAUGUGCAGAUCAUAGCCAAAAGCUUAAAGAACAAGAUCUGGGUGAAUGAGUUUAGGUAUGGAGGAUUUUCCCUGGGUGCCAGUAAUUCUCAGUCACUUCCUCCAAGUCAAGAAGUUAAUGAUGCCAUCAGGGAAAUGAAGAAACUCUUGAAGGUGGCCAAGGACAGUUCUGCAGAUCGAUUUCUCAGCAGCUUGGGAAGGUUCAUGACAGGACUGGAUAAGAAAAAUAACGUCAAGGUGUGGUUCAAUAACAAGGGCUGGCAUGCCAUCAGCUCUUUCUUGAAUGUCAUCAACAAUGCCAUUCUCCGGGCCAACUUGCAGAAGGGAGAGAAUCCUAGACAAUAUGGGAUCACUGCUUUUAAUCACCCCCUGAAUCUCACCAAACAGCAGCUUUCAGAAGUGGCUCUGAUGACCACAUCAGUGGAUGUCCUUGUGUCCAUCUGUGUCAUCUUUGCAAUGUCCUUCGUCCCAGCCAGCUUUGUUGUGUUCCUGAUCCAGGAGCGGGUCAGCAAAGCGAAGCACCUGCAACUCAUCAGCGGAGUGAAGCCCAUCAUCUACUGGCUCUCCAAUUUUGUCUGGGACAUGUGCAACUAUGUGGUCCCUGCCACACUGGUCGUUAUCAUCUUCAUCUGCUUUCAGCAGAAGUCCUACGUGUCCUCCACCAAUCUGCCUGUGCUAGCCCUUCUACUUUUGCUAUAUGGGUGGUCGAUCACACCUCUUAUGUACCCAGCCUCCUUUGUGUUCAAGAUCCCCAGCACAGCUUACGUGGUCCUCACCAGUGUGAACCUCUUCAUUGGGAUCAAUGGCAGCGUGGCCACUUUUGUGUUGGAGCUCUUCACCAACAAUAAGCUGAAUAAUAUCAAUGAUAUCCUGAAGUCUGUGUUCUUGAUCUUCCCACAUUUUUGCCUGGGACGGGGGCUCAUUGACAUGGUGAAAAACCAGGCCAUGGCUGAUGCCUUGGAAAGGUUUGGGGAGAAUCGCUUUGUCUCACCACUUUCUUGGGACUUGGUAGGACGGAACCUCUUCGCCAUGGCCGUGGAAGGGCUGGUGUUCUUCCUCAUCACUGUUCUGAUCCAGUACAGAUUCUUCAUCAGGCCCAGAGCUGUAAACACAAAGCUUCCUCCUCUGAAUGAUGAGGAUGAAGAUGUGAGAAGGGAAAGACAGAGAAUUCUUGAUGGUGGAGGGCAGAACGACAUCUUGGAAAUUAAAGAGUUGACUAAGAUAUACAGAAGUAAGAGGAAGCCUGCUGUUGACAGGAUUUGUGUUGGUAUUCCUCCUGGCGAGUGCUUUGGACUUCUGGGAGUUAAUGGGGCUGGGAAAUCAUCAACUUUCAAGAUGUUAACUGGAGAUACUACUGUCACCAGAGGAGAUGCUUUCCUUAACAAAAAUAGUAUCUUAUCAAACAUCCAUGAAGUACAUCAGAACAUGGGCUACUGUCCUCAGUUUGAUGCUAUCACGGAGCUACUGACUGGAAGAGAACAUGUAGAGUUCUUUGCCCUCUUGAGAGGAGUCCCAGAGAAAGAAGUUGGCAAGGUUGGUGAGUGGGCAAUUCGGAAACUGGGCCUCAUGAAGUAUGGAGAAAAAUAUGCUGGUAACUAUAGUGGUGGCAACAAGCGCAAGCUUUCAACAGCCAUGGCUUUGAUUGGCGGGCCUCCUGUGGUGUUUCUGGAUGAACCAACCACAGGCAUGGAUCCCAAAGCCCGGCGAUUCUUGUGGAAUUGUGCCCUAAGUAUUGUCAAGGAAGGGAGAUCAGUAGUACUUACGUCUCAUAGUAUGGAAGAAUGUGAAGCUCUCUGCACAAGGAUGGCAAUUAUGGUUAAUGGGAAGUUCAGGUGUCUUGGCAGUGUCCAACAUUUGAAAAAUAGGUUUGGAGAUGGUUAUACAAUAGUUGUACGAAUAGCAGGGUCCAACCCUGAUUUGAAGCCUGUCCAGGAAUUCUUUGGACUUGCCUUUCCAGGAAGUGUCCUAAAAGAGAAGCACCGGAACAUGCUGCAAUACCAGCUUCCAUCCUCGUUAUCUUCUCUAGCCAGGAUCUUCAGCAUCCUUUCCCAGAACAAAAAGCGACUCCAUAUAGAAGACUACUCUGUUUCUCAGACAACCCUUGACCAAGUAUUUGUGAACUUUGCCAAGGACCAAAGUGAUGACGACCAAUUGAAGGACCUGUCAUUACACAGAAACCAGACUGUAGUGGAUGUUGCGGUUCUCACAUCUUUUCUGCAGGAUGAGAAAGUGAAAGAAAGUUAUGUAUGAAGAAUACAGUUUGUACAAGGUGGCUGGACAAAAGGGGUAAAUAGCCCUUCCUUUGCACCAUGUGAAGUGCUCCAGAGGAAAGAGCUAGAAGUUUUUGUGGGAAGAAUUAAACUGGAUACUGUACUGAUACUAUUCAAUGCAAUGCAAUUCAAUGCAAUGAAACAAAAUUCCAUUACGGGGCAGUGCCUUUAUAGCCUAUGUCUUGUAUGGCUCUCGAGUGAAAAAGACUUGAAUUUAGUUUAUUACUUUAUUAUACUAUGUGAAACUCUAGUAUGGAACCCAAUGGACAUAUGGGUUUGAAAUGCUUUUUUUAUUCCUUUGUAUUCUCACUGGGGUUGCAACAACAAUUCACCAAGUAAUCAUGGCCAAUGAUUAUGAAAAUCAAAAGGCAUACACAUUCUUAUUCAUUAAGCCGUGCUAUGCCAGAAGACUGGUCUCCCAGUGACACAUCCAUUGCUGGCAAUGAGUACACCAGAAUUACUAGUGCCAAGUUGCUCAGAAAGCAUGAAGGACCAUGGUGUGUCAUGCACACGUUUGUGAAAGCUGCUCUUCUCAGAGUCUAUCAUUAAAUAUCAGGUGACAAAAGGUGCCAUGUGUCGGGAAAAUCCUACUUUGAUUCCCUUUGAUGAGCUGCUCUGGAGGUGGUAACAUACAAAUUGUUGGUGCCUCUAGGCAAGUGAGGCUUGGUUCUACUGUUACAUUGUCCCUCACUUGGAGCCAUGGGUCUCCAGGGUCAUCUUUCUGGUACUCUUUAAGUAUACUUAGAUGCUGGUUGGAAGCAAAAAAUCAGCCAAAUUGUUGGGGCUGCAAGCUGCUGAGGUCGUCAUGAGAUAAAAGAGAUGGCAUGUUCAAACCCAGGGAGGCCUAUGUCUGUUUGUCCUGGUUAUCUACUAACAUGGUACAUUGCAUCUCAAGAUCUUAUUGUUUGACAUAAGUGUAGUAUUAUUUCUGGCUUUCUGAACUAGGUAAACUUAAAAAGAUGGAGCUGUAAUUUGACAAAAAUCUUUGUACUUUAAUGUUAUCUGGUUUAAGUUGUCAGUGAUUUCUGAAACCUUAGAAUGGCCUCUUUGUAGAACCCCGUGGCAUAGAGGAGUAUGGCACACUGCUUUGCUAGCUUUAUUUUCUCAUGUAAGUUUGCAGAUGGAUCAGCUGUCUAGUGCUUAGUGAUUAGAAAACAAUGUGAUGGUCAAGAUCUCAUGACAUUAUGUUUGAGUUCUUUAAGAUCUUUUAACAUACUCACAAUCUCAGUUUGUUAACCAAGUAUUUUUUGAGUGUAUGUUAUAGUUGAAUGAGUAUAUGUAUGUAUGGAUUGGAUGAAGAGAAAUUAAGUCAAAGUAGAUUUCCUGUGCCAUUAGUAAGUCCACUAACUGAUUUAAAAUUUAAAAUAAUGUGUUUUUUUUUUUUUUUUUUGUGGUUGUGGAACCCCACUGAAAUACUAGGCAGUCCACUUUUUGAAAAUAUCAACAAUGCAAAAAAAGCCAAGAAAGUGUCAGUGUCACAAGGGUCACAAGAGUGAACGAUGGAUGCCGGCACAGAGAAGGCGGCUGGCUACAAAACUUGUUGAACACAAUUUGUGCUUAUGACAUUUAGUACUGUCAAAUGGUUGGCUUUGAAGAUUUUAAACACCCCAUUAUCCCCAUUAUGACUAUCUCAAAUUUGUCACCUCUUCAAUCACUAACCUAUCAUGAAAAAAUUAAAAACAGCAAAUGCCCCAUAUGAAGUUUAUUUCAGACUUUUCUAACUCAGUCUUUUUUUUAUAGUAAACACUUCACAAAAAUAUUAUUUCACUAAUGCUUAAUGUUAUCUGUCUUGAGACAACAAAAAUAUGAGAGAACUAGAGUUCAACUGAUCUAUCACUAUCAUUACAAAUUUCUUUUUUUUCUAAGUUUUUAACUCUAUGAAGGUGUAGUAUUUCAGAUCUAUUUCACAUCUAUAUUUUUUUCUUUUAUCAUUUACAGACUGUUACAUAACUCACUGCUUGGAAAAGAAAAUGUCUUUUAGAAAGUAAUGCUAGUACUGUUUUCUAAAAUGAUAAGUAACGAAGGCAUAUUUCCAAUAUUCAUUGGCAUAAGAUCAGUAUAUUUUAUGCUAUCUUUAAUUAUCUAAAAUUCAUAGAAUAGUUUCUCCUAUCAAACUUAAGUAUUUUCCAUUUCACUAGAAUCAUGUUCUAGUUCUCUAAAUCCAUGAGCAGCUCUUCUUGCUUUAAUUACUCUGACUUCAAGGCCAUAUUAAAAAAAAAAAAAGGCACUGUGAACAAGUUUGAAAAAAACAACUUUUCAAUAUAGAUUUAAAGGAUCUCUUCUGAAGCUGGAAACAAUCUACAGUUACACAUUGAUUUCAUUGAUACUGUUACCUUUUAGACUAUUAAACUCGUUAUCUUCUAAAUUUUCCUGUGUAAGCCUCCUUACAGCAGAAACUUUUACCAACUCUCAGUUGAAAUUUCCAUACAUUCCCUGUGGAAAUAUAACUGUGAAUUUAAAAAAAAAUUUCAAGAGUGUUUUAAGAUUUCUGCUUUGGUUUCUUUUCGAAACCUCUAACAACUGUAAACAGGAAAAAUACAAAAGAAAACAGUAAGAAGCCCUCUGUAUGUAAAUGUCCAACACAGUUCAUUAUUAAAAAACAACCAAACCUCAAACUACUGUAUUUCAAGAUCUAUACUGAAAGCAUUGUGACUAUUUAAUGUUGCAUAUCGUUCAUUCCCUGCAUAGUAAUCACUGAUUAAAGGGGAGUUGUCUGUUUUCUUGUGGUUGUAUGCAUCAGGUAAAAUUUUUUCCAAAGAGCCCUGUGUCAUAAUAUUGAACCACUCUGAUACUGAGAUAUUAAUUUGUACUUCUGUUACUAUUUACUAGGAAUAAUAUAUACAGUAACAUAGCUCUAAUUCUCUUCAAAGUUGUUGCAUCCCUUUUUAUAGAAUGUUUGUAUUUCUGUAAGGAUUAAGAAUUCUACUCUCCCUUCUUACCCUAGGACAAAACUAUGUUUUUGUGCUUUUUAUCAUUGGCCCAUCAUUCCAAGCACUUUAUGCUACUCGAAUGGUAUCUAUUUUUGCACUGGAAUAUCAGAGAACUGCAAAACUAGACAAAAGUUUCACAAUAGAUUUCUAAGUUAAAUCAUUUUCAGAAAAGGAAAAAAACAAAAAAAAUUUGUAUUGUCAGUAACUUUAUAUGAAAUAUUAAAGCAUAUUUCUAUGUUGUAAUGAGUCAUGAAAUAAAGCUGUGACAAGUUUU